AUGGCGGUUGAGGAGCUUGAAGACCAAGCUCGGACAGAAACUUCCCACAUCGAAGUCCGGCAAGGACCUGACGAACUCGACGGAGACAUCUUAGAGUCCAUACUCUCCCGCGUGCCUCUCCUCCACCUCGUGCCUGCCUGCCAUGUGUCCAAGUCCUGGAACCGCACCGUCUCUUCCUCUCUCCGCCGCUUCCACCGAAACGUCAAGCCCUGGCUCAUUGUCCUCGCUCAAGCCACCAGGUCUCCCUACCACACCACCGCACGUGCCUACGACAUCGACUCGCACGCUUGGAUCGACAUCCACUCUCAGCCGAUGAUCGGAUCCAUCUCCACCCUCCGAUCCUCGAACUCCCUCCUCUACGCGCUUUCUCCCUCUAAAUUCGCCGUUUCAACUGAUCCACUGCACUACAAGUGGCACACGGUGGAUGCCCCGCUGAUAUGGCGCACGGACCCGAUUACCGGCGUGGUGGGCCACCGCAUCGUCGUCGCUGGCGGCACGUGUGAUUUCGAGGACGAUCCACUGUCGGUGGAAAUGUACGACACUGUGUCAAAAACGUGGACCAUGUGCGACUCGAUACCCGCUGUUCUCGAGGACUCUGCAGCCUCCACCUGGCUCUCUGUCGCCGUCGACGACAGUAAAAUGUACGUGAUGGAUAAAGGCUCCGGUGUGACAUGCUCGUUCGACCCGGAUUCCAGCACGUGGUCUGGACCGUAUGAUCUGCGUCCCGAUGAGACCGUUUUUAGCGCCGUCAUUGGAUUCGCUGAGGACCGUUUGAUCUUAGUGGGCGCGGUGGGAAGUGCAGAGAAUUUGGAAGGCGUGAAAGUGUGGGAAUUGAACGGCGUGUCGUUUGAGUGUAAAGAGUUGGUCGGAGAGAUGCCAGAGGCAAUGGUGGAGAAGCUGAAGGGCGAGAGCGAUUGCGUGACGUCGAUUGGGAUGAGCUGCAUUGGACAUAUGGUGUGCCUGCAUAACCCUUGGUCGCCGGAGGAGCUGAUCCUCUGCGAGCUCGCUGAGGGUGGGUGCAGCUGGGGUAGCGUACGGAAUGCGGCGGUGGACGACAGGACUCGAAUGCAGAAGCUGGUGGUGACGUGUUCGAAAGUGGGUUUGCCGGAUUUGCAUAAAGCCUUACAAGUUGGAGCGCUGAGAUUGGUUUGAAAAACUUGGCCGAUCGACAAAAUUAAUCGUUUACUAUUUCGUACUUAUUUUAAACUAAGCUGUUCUUUUUUUUGUUUUAACAAAUAAACUAUGUAUUUGGUUUAGAGCUUUCGUUCAAUUUAGCUUAUCAAAUAAUAGUGACAAAUAAAUCAAUCGAGGCAUUGCCGUA
Messenger RNA from Pyrus x bretschneideri (Chinese white pear), 1321 nucleotides. RefSeq names its product F-box/kelch-repeat protein At1g23390-like. The coding region runs from base 1 to 1152 and encodes 383 amino acids. The transcript has a single exon. Gene Ontology annotation, molecular function: protein binding. Gene Ontology annotation, biological process: proteasome-mediated ubiquitin-dependent protein catabolic process. The record is from RefSeq and is a predicted model, not a curated record. Lineage: Eukaryota; Viridiplantae; Streptophyta; Magnoliopsida; Rosales; Rosaceae. Gene Ontology annotation, cellular component: nucleus; cytosol.